Molecule: messenger RNA, 1679 nt
Organism: Monopterus albus (swamp eel)
Lineage: Eukaryota; Metazoa; Chordata; Actinopteri; Synbranchiformes; Synbranchidae
Gene: colec11
Product: collectin sub-family member 11
Exons: 7
Coding region: 107-946 (279 amino acids)
Source: RefSeq, a predicted model, not a curated record
CACCAGUGUUCACAGCUCUGCGAGUCUUUGUAAGAUAGCGAUACGUUUUCCUUCUGUCUGCGAAGGUCCUCGGCAGUAUAAACUACCAAGCAGUCCAUGUAGAAGAAUGAGAGGAGAGAAGCUGUUACUACCAAUGAUACUAAUGUCUGUGAUGAUGAGUUUUUCACCAGUACAGAUGUCUAAUGGACAGCAUGUGGCAGAAGAGGCCUGCACUGUUCAGAUCCUUGUCCCUGGACUCAAAGGAGAACCUGGGGAGAAAGGACAAAAAGGAGCACCUGGGAGACCAGGAAAAGUUGGCCCGCCUGGAGAGAUUGGUCAACCUGGGGUUAAAGGACAGAAAGGAAUUAUGGGACGCUAUGGAAAAAUGGGCCCAAGUGGAAUAAAAGGGGUAAAAGGAGACAUCGGGGAGCCAGGUCCAAGGGGCCCUGAUGGAGAGCCAGGUGUUCCAUGUGAGUGCACGCCGAUGAGGAAGAUGAUUGGAGAAAUGGACAUUCUUGUGUCUCAGCUGUCUUCUGAACUGAAAUUUAUUAAAAAUGCACUGCCCUCCCCUGCAGCUGUUGCUGGCAUAAAAGAAACAGAUAGUAAGGUCUAUCUGUUGGUGAAGGAGGAGAAACGCUACUCUGAUGCUGAGGCCUACUGCCAGGCGAGGGGAGGGCACCUGGCCAUGCCCAAGGAUGAAGGAGCCAACACGGCUGUCGCAGGGUGCAUUGCCGAAGCAGGUCUGAGCAGAGUCUACAUUGGCAUUCAUGACCUGGACCACGAGGGUGUUUUCACCUAUGUGGAUCGCUCUCCCAUGACUACCUUUAGUAAAUGGAGAAGAGGAGAGCCAAACAAUGCCUAUGAUGAUGAGGACUGUGCUGAGAUGGUGGCCUCAGGGGAGUGGACCGAUGUGGCUUGCCAUCCCACCAUGAAUUUUGUCUGCGAAUUUGACAAAGAUAGUAUCUAAGUAAAGUCUUUAUUGAUGAUACUGCUGAAAGAUGAUAAAUAUGAUUACAUGUGUUCACAGCAUUUGAGCUGUAUCUUCUAAGUUGUAAAUAUGACGACAAAAUGACAUACACGUGCACGGUAGUAUAUGUUCUACUUCCUCUUUUCUUUAUUCACUUUUAAGCUUUUUUUUUUUAAAUCACUUAAAAAAUGAUUUUACUUGAUGUUAGAUAUCUACUUCUUUUAAGUACACCGUUGUUCUCAUACUCUGAUUCAUUAGUGCUUCCAACAGCAUGCCAGGCAAUGUACUGAAUCUUUAUGUUAUGUAAACUAUCCACUAAGCAAUAUUUGCAACAGUAACAUCAGCCAACCAGAUGAAUAAGCAAAUGCAGAGAGCUGUAGAUUAUGUAAAAAGUAUUAAAUUAAAAGAAGGAUUUUGGUUCCAGUCGGGUGCUUUUAAUCAGAGUAAUGGAAUACAAUAUGCAUUCUGUAUUUAUAUAAUAUGUUAUGUGGCAGUUGCUGGCCAAUAAACAUUGAAGUGAUAAUUUAAAAAAAAAAAAAGAAAAGAAAGAAAGAAAUUGUGUCUGAACAUUAUUUUCUGCCCCAGAGUUGACUUUGCCUAUUUAGUGGAGCGGCGCCUUGAGCCAAACCCUGAGACAGUCGCCACCCAGUGGAUAAAAACUGCACUACAUUGUAAGAAGUUCUCAAACUGGGACAUAUUUUGUGGCUUGGGCUGCUCCAUAAGGAUUUUUUCA